Pollicipes pollicipes is the source of this 1374-nucleotide messenger RNA. Its product is annotated as phosphoglycerate kinase. The record is from RefSeq and is a predicted model, not a curated record. Gene Ontology annotation, cellular component: cytosol. Lineage: Eukaryota; Metazoa; Arthropoda; Thecostraca; Pollicipedomorpha; Pollicipedidae. Gene Ontology annotation, molecular function: phosphoglycerate kinase activity; ADP binding; ATP binding. Gene Ontology annotation, biological process: glycolytic process; gluconeogenesis.
GGUUGAUUUCAACGUGCCGUUGAAAGACGGGAAAAUCAGCAACAACCAAAGGAUUGUAGCCGCACUGGACACCAUCAAGUAUGCUUUGGACAAGAAGGCCAAAUCGGUGGUCCUGAUGUCGCACUUGGGACGACCGGAUGGACACAAGGACGAUAAGUCGUCAAUGAAGCCGGUGGCUGAUGAGUUAAAGAAGCUGCUGAAAAAGGAUGUCAUCUUCUUACAUGACUGUAUUGGUCCCGACGUGGAGAAGGCUUGCAAAAAUCCUAAGAAUGGAUCAAUAAUUCUGCUGGAAAACCUUCGCUUUCAUGUUGAAGAGGAGGGGAAGGGAGUCGAUGAAAAAGGCAACAAGAUCAAAGCGGAUGAUGCGAAAACGAAGCAGUUUCGUCAGUCGCUUCGUAAACUGGGGGACGUCUAUGUGAACGACGCCUUCGGAACGGCCCAUCGCGCUCAUAGCUCCAUGCUGGGCGAAGGCUUCGACAAAAGAGCCGCCGGCUUCCUCCUGAAGAAAGAGCUCACCUACUUCGCCAAAGCGUUAGAAUCGCCUACAAGGCCGUUUUUGGCCAUUCUUGGUGGAGCCAAAGUCCAAGACAAGAUUCAGCUGAUUGAAAACAUGCUGGAUAAGGUUAACGAGAUGAUCAUUGGUGGAGGCAUGGCAUUUACCUUCUUAAAGGAACUUAACGGCAUGAAGAUUGGAAGCUCACUCUUCGAUGCAGAUGGCGCCAAAAUUGUCAAGCAGCUGAUGGAGAAGGCUAAGAAGAACAAGGUGCAAAUCCAUCUUCCCGUAGAUUUUGUCACCGGUGAUAAAUUCGACGAGAAAGCCAAGGUGGGCUCGGCGACGGUGCAGGCUGGCAUCCCAGAUGGCUGGAUGGGUCUGGACAUUGGGCCGAAGACCAUCGAGGCAUUCAAGCCAGUCAUCACCAAAGCUAAAACCAUUGUGUGGAACGGGCCCCCCGGCGUCUUCGAAUUUGACCACUUCUCCAAGGGCACGAAGGCUAUGAUGGACAAUGUUGUUGAGGCCACAAAGAAGGGCGCAACCACAAUCAUUGGUGGCGGCGACACAGCCACCUGUUGCGCCAAGUUCAAGACCGAAAGCAAAGUGAGCCACGUCAGCACGGGUGGCGGUGCCAGCUUGGAGCUUCUGGAAGGUAAAGUACUUCCGGGAGUGGCAGCUCUGUCUGAUCGCUAGCAAGACACAAGAUGCCUGCAUUGUAAAUGAAUCAACGUUUUGAAGGGCACUUUUUGAUUGAUUGCUGCCAUAUUUAGCACCAUGCGAUACUGCCAAGAUUUAAUGAAAUUAUACAAGCCAUGAGUGUUGCCAUGUUUGCCUGGAAAACUGCUCAUCAGCGAUGUUGGCAAUACAUAUAUUUGACGCAC